Molecule: messenger RNA, 958 nt
Organism: Caenorhabditis elegans
Lineage: Eukaryota; Metazoa; Nematoda; Chromadorea; Rhabditida; Rhabditidae
Gene: zig-3
Product: Zwei Ig domain protein zig-3
Cellular component (GO): extracellular region
Source: RefSeq, marked reviewed
CCAAUUCGAAAACUACUUUUGUUAAACUAUAUUUUGCAUUUGGAAAAAUGCUGCUCAUCUGCAUAUCUGUCCUUGCUGCAAUUUCAGCUCAUCCAUUGUCAUCAGGAGAGAUGCGUGCAGCAGUCUCAAAUUUGGUUCGAGAAAUCGACUCCACUCAUCUAACUACUAAACCAUCCCUGAAAAUAAUUGAAGGUCUUGAAGACAACACAGUUAGCACUGGCGAGAGCGUAACUCUUCGAUGUGACGUACUGUCCACACCGACUGGAGUCAUUUACUGGGAAAAGGAUGGCCAACGAAUCCAGGGAGAUAAAGAGCUUAAUGUUUUUGAAAAAGUAUUGAACGCUAUGGGUCCUACAGUCGAGUCAGGUAUCAUCACCAGUAGCUACCAAAUCCCAUGCGCAAAUCUCCAUCAUAUUGGAUCCUAUAAGUGUGUAGCCACAAAUGGGCACGAUACCGUCGAAAGCUCUGCAAAAAUCUCAGUUGAAGGACAAACUGUUAAGUGUAAAUCAACGCGCCGCUCAGCCCCAGUAAUCACAAUGUCUACUGAAUCCCGAUUUGAACUUCAAGACAAUGCAGCUACUCUUAUCUGCCGUGCUGAUCGUAGAGCCAAUUGGAAUUGGAUGUUCGAAGACAAGAAAAUAGAUUUUGACAGCGGCCGAUAUGAACUACUUCCAUCCGGUGAUCUUCUCAUCCGGAAAAUCCAGUGGUCAGACAUGGGUUCAUACUUUUGCAUUGCUCAUAACAAGUAUGGAGAGUCCCGUGGUGAAACCUUCUUGUAUCCCACCAAAAAACAUAUUGCUUAAUUUAUUUUGUUGGUAUCCUUAAAUUUAUUUUUACAUCCUGUUGAAUUGUACCCCUAACUUAUCUAGUCGUUUUUCCUUACAAACCCGUGAACAGAUCUCACUUACAACACUUGAUUCUAUGCAUAUUUUGUUCCCUAAUAAAAGUUUUCAUUUUG